AUUUGUUUACACUGGAUGUUAAUCAAGAACAAUCUGACGCCAAAUAGUACUUUUAGUUAUUUAACGUGUGACAAACUGUACUACACCUGUAAUGAAGGCUAUAAGCUUGUCACCAGCGGCUGGUGGGCUGAGGCUGAGUGUCAUGAUCGCCGGUGGUCUGUACUUCAUCAAUGCAUCGAGAACAACACAUGUGGAGAAGUGCCUGUGAUCUCUAACGGGGAGGUGAGGUCUCUACGUAGUCAUCAUGAAGAAGGAGAAAGUGUCACGAUUACUUGUAAUAAGGGAUUCACCGGCCGGGUGGAGCAAUUAACCUGUCGUGCUGGAGAAUGGACUUCAGAAGGACUGUCACUCACAACAAUCUGUGAACCUGAUGCCGAGUCCUGCAGCCCUCCACCGAAGGUUCAACACACUGUUGUUGUGGAUUUGUAUCAAAGGGAGUUCCUGUCCGGCUCUGACGUGACGUAUCAGUGCCGGGACCGUUUCCAGAUGGAGGGAGACGCCACGAUUAGAUGCAACGAUGGGAAUUGGGAGAAGCACAACAUCGUGUGUGCACGUACGUUUCUAUAAUCUUUAAUUCCACAUAAAGCUUAUCAAACAAG
Molecule: messenger RNA, 599 nt
Organism: Pleuronectes platessa (European plaice)
Lineage: Eukaryota; Metazoa; Chordata; Actinopteri; Pleuronectiformes; Pleuronectidae
Product: complement factor H-related protein 2
Exons: 3
Coding region: 16-567 (183 amino acids)
Source: RefSeq, a predicted model, not a curated record